Peromyscus maniculatus bairdii (prairie deer mouse) is the source of this 2835-nucleotide messenger RNA. NCBI's taxonomy places the organism in Eukaryota, Metazoa, Chordata, Mammalia, Rodentia, Cricetidae. The record is from RefSeq and is a predicted model, not a curated record.
CCCGGGGUCGCGAGCGCGGAGCUGGCGCUUGCACAGGGACGGGAGAGCUCCGGCUUCCUCUCUGAGACAGGAUCCGCUGGCCCCUGGCUUGCCCCAAGGCCAAGGCCCAGAGAGCCGGCGCCGCCCCCGGGGCGACAAGCCUGAAGGCCCCCCCUGUAGGGCUGGCGGGGCCGCGACGACGAAAACUGAGCGGCCGUCCCUUUAAGGCGAGGCCUCAAACUGUCCAGCCCCCGGCCCCUUUAAGACGACUCCACCGUGUCCGGCGGGUCUGGUGCGGCGGCGGCCCCGUGCCAGGGGUCGAGGCAAGUCUCCCGGAGGAAGAGGAAGGGCCACCCCUUUAAAAGGGGCGGAAAGCACAACCUCCCCUUUAAACGCGUCUCAAGUCCUCCGGCUGAAAGAGGCCACCCCUUUAAAGAGUCCGGAGGCUUUCAAACAGCGGGGCCGUCCCUUUCAAGAGCUCGCAGUCCAGUUCCCAGUCCGCCACCGGCUGCCACUUCCCCUUUAAGGGGAAUUUAAGGAACUUCUCGCGUGGGGCAGGCGGGAGGAAAACUCCGCUCGCCCCAGUUCUUCCAAUAGGAGUGUCAGCUUCGGCAGGUUUCCCCUUUAAGGCUGGCGUCGCAGUCGGCCAAGUUCGGUGCCCACCCCUUUAAGGAGAUUUAAAGAGGUCUACGCCUCCGGGAGCCUUGAAAGGUGCAAGGGGGCGGAGCCUGCCUUCCAAAGCCCCGGAUGUGAGGCAACGGUGACGGAUGGAGCGUCUCUCCCUGUCCUCCGACAUAAAAGACUCUUCCUCCUUUCCGCCGUCCCUGACUGACUUGUGUCGAGAAGGAUCCGGAAAGGCCGCUGGGCCGCGAGGAGCUCCACUGUUCCCUCCUGUUGUCCUCGUUGGAGUCUCGGGCCUCCCGUCCGCCAGAACUUCCCUGCCCCUCCUCCCUCUUCCUCCUCAGCCAACGCCUCCUUCCUCUCUCCGCCUCCGCCCACUCUCCGCCUCCUUCCCCCUCCCCGUGGCUCAGGCGUUUAUAGGUUGGCAAGUAGACGUCAACGCGGGGGGCGGAGCCGAGGUCGCGGGAGUGCCGGAUGUAACCGCCCCCAAGUCUCUGAUUGGCUGGUCGGACUAGCCCCGCCCUCCCCAGGUCCUGGGACCCGACUGGUCCGAAGUAGGCGUUGGAGCGGUCCCGUAGGCCGCCCGCCUCUUCCUGCUCUCCGUGCUCAACAGUGAAACACACCCUGCAUUCGUGUGUGGAGUACUUUCACGUGAACUCACUUGGUCAUGAGUGCGAGGGAGCUGGUUGGUGGCCCAAAAGAAAGCCUGCUACAGGAAAGUUUAGAAGGAUGUGCAGGUCCCACACCAGCUCUCAUCUCCUGGCUGGAAAGAAAUACCGAUGACUGGGAACCGGCAGCCCUAGAUCCGCAGGAGUACCGGAGAUGGGCGACCUUCCAGAGAAAAACCCGAACCAGACAGAAGAAUGAAGAGAAGGAAGUGUUCCCACCUAAGGAGGCCCCCCGAAAGGGGAAGCGAGGGCGGAAGCCCAGCAAACCGCGCUUGGUUCCCAGGCAGACAUCCGGAGGCCCUAUCUGCCCCGACUGUGGCUGUACCUUCCCUGACCACCCUGCCCUGGAGAGCCACAAAUGUGCCCAGAAUCUGAAGAAGCCCUACCCUUGCCCGGACUGUGGGCGCCGCUUUUCCUACCCGUCCCUGUUGGUCAGUCACCGGCGGGCCCACUCUGGCGAGUGCCCUUACGUUUGUGACCAGUGUGGCAAACGUUUUUCCCAGCGGAAGAACCUGUCCCAGCACCAGGUCAUACACACGGGCGAGAAGCCCUACCACUGCCCUGACUGUGGCCGCUGCUUUCGACGGAGCCGGUCCCUGGCCAAUCACCGGACCACACAUACGGGUGAGAAACCUCAUCAGUGCCCUAGCUGUGGGCGUCGCUUCGCCUACCCAUCCCUGCUCGCUAUCCACCAGCGGACACACACGGGAGAGAAGCCCUACACCUGCCUCGAGUGCGGCCGCCGCUUCCGCCAGCGCACUGCCCUGGUCAUCCACCAGCGCAUCCACACAGGGGAGAAGCCUUACCCCUGUCCUGACUGCGAGCGCCGGUUCUCCUCCUCCUCCCGCCUGGUCAGCCACCGGCGCGUGCACUCUGGGGAGCGGCCCUACGCCUGUGAGCACUGUGAGGCCCGCUUCUCCCAGCGCAGCACCCUGCUCCAGCACCAGCUCUUGCACACAGGCGAGAAACCCUACCCGUGCCCGGACUGCGGCCGUGCCUUCCGGAGGAGUGGCUCCCUGGCCAUCCACCGCAGCACCCACACGGAGGAGAAGCUGCAUGCUUGCGAGGACUGUGGCCGCCGCUUUGCCUACCCCUCGCUGCUGGCCAGCCACCGGCGCGUGCACUCGGGCGAGCGGCCCUAUGCCUGUGACCUGUGCUCCAAACGCUUUGCCCAGUGGAGCCAUCUGGCUCAGCACCAGCUUCUGCACACCGGGGAGAAGCCGUUCCCCUGCCUCGAGUGUGGCCGGUGCUUCCGGCAGAGGUGGUCUCUCGCUGUCCACAAGUGCAGCAGCCCGCACAUCCCCAACGGCAGCCCUAGACCUGUUCUAGCAGGGCCUGGUCAGAGGAGGAGUGCCCUUUAGCUUGACGAAGACUGUGGAAGGUCACUUAUGCAGGGGUUCAGAGGUCAUACAGAGCGGGAAGAGCUAAAGCCCUGGUCCCCGCCUGGCUCCGCGUCCCGAACUCCAGUGUAUUCCACCACACUGGCUGCCUUACAGCAUGUCUAGAACAGUUCCCAGGAGAGGUGACACCAUUUGAUUAAAGUUUUCCAAGCUAACCCAUCUUAAAA